Molecule: messenger RNA, 1867 nt
Organism: Phialemonium atrogriseum
Lineage: Eukaryota; Fungi; Ascomycota; Sordariomycetes; Cephalothecales; Cephalothecaceae
Product: citrate synthase-like protein
Exons: 3
Coding region: 95-1537 (480 amino acids)
Biological process (GO): tricarboxylic acid cycle; carbohydrate metabolic process
Cellular component (GO): mitochondrial matrix
Molecular function (GO): 2-methylcitrate synthase activity
Source: RefSeq, a predicted model, not a curated record
UCAGCAGACUCCGCCGGUUCUUUUGAGCAGAUAGAGCUUCCUCGGCUUAGUACCCCGCAAUUUGCUGUCUCUUGACCAGUGACAACCUUAUAACAUGGCUAUGAACUUGAGCAAGAGCUCGCGAGCUCUGGGAGCUCUCCGGCCCGUCGCCGCCGCCACUUCAAUUGCCAAUGGCCCCUCCUUCUGCUCCAGGAGGAACUACUCGGCUUCCUCGGAGCCCGACCUGAAGGCGACGCUGAGGGAGGCGAUACCCGCCAAGCGCGAGCUCUUCAAGAAGGUCAAGGCGCACGGGUCCAAGGUCAUCGGCGAGGUCAAGGUGGAGAACACGAUCGGCGGCAUGCGCGGCCUCAAGGCUAUGGUCUGGGAGGGCUCGGUGCUGGACGCCAACGAGGGCAUCCGGUUCCACGGGCGCACCAUCAAGGACUGCCAGAAGGAGCUGCCCAAGGGCAAGACCGGCACCGAGAUGCUCCCCGAGGCCAUGUUCUGGCUGCUCCUGACGGGGCAGGUCCCCUCGGUCAACCAGGUCCGCACGUUCUCGCGCGAGCUCGCCGAGCAGGCGCAGCUGCCCCAGUUCGUCAACAAGAUGCUGGACGACUUCCCCAAGGACCUGCACCCGAUGACCCAGUUCUCCAUGGCCGUGUCGGCCCUCAACUACACGUCCAAGUUCGCCAAGGCCUACGAGAGCGGCCUGGCCAAGGCCGACUACUGGGAGCCCACCUUUGACGACUGCAUCUCGCUGCUGGCCAAGCUGCCCACCAUCGCCGCAAAGAUCUACCAGAACUCGUACCGCGGCGGCGGCGCCCUCCCCGCCGAGGUCGACCUCGAGCAGGACUGGUCCUACAACUUCGCCGCCAUGCUGGGCAAGGGCGGCAAGGAGAACGAAAACUUCCAGGACCUCCUCCGGCUCUACCUCGCCCUCCACGGCGACCACGAGGGCGGCAACGUCUCGGCCCACGCCACCCACCUCGUGGGCAGCGCCCUGAGCGACCCCUUCCUCAGCUACAGCGCCGGUCUUCAGGGUCUCGCUGGUCCUCUGCACGGCCUCGCCGCCCAGGAGGUCCUCCGCUGGAUCCUCCAGAUGAAAGAAAACAUCCCCUCCUCCUACACCGACAAGGACGUGACCGACUACCUCUGGUCGACGCUCAACAGCGGCCGCGUCGUGCCGGGCUACGGGCACGCCGUCCUCCGCAAGCCGGACCCACGCUUCGAGGCCCUGAUGGACUACGCCGCGUCGCGGCCCGCCAUCGCCAAGGACCCCGUGUUCGAGCUCGUGCGCCGCAACAGCGAGAUCGCUCCGGGCGUCCUGACCAAGCACGGCAAGACCAAGAACCCCUACCCCAACGUCGACAGCUCGUCGGGCGUCCUGUUCCACCACUACGGCUUCCACGAGACCCUCUACUACACCGCCACCUUCGGCGUGUCGCGUGGCUUGGGCCCGCUUGCCCAGCUGGUGUGGGAUCGUGCGCUGGGGCUGCCUAUCGAGCGGCCUAAGAGCAUUAACCUCGAGGGUCUCCUGAAGCAGGUUGAGGGUGCUUAGGCAGGCGAGUUGGGGGGGAGUUUGGGGGUGGGUGUAUGCUGUGGGUGAUUGUUUGCGUUCUGGGCUGGGUUUGAGACAGGCCUGGGAAGAGGAGUGAGUUGACAAGAGUAUGGGGGGUGUUUAGACUACCGUUGCAGCUCAGUGCUCGACGAUGACCUCCGCUCGGAUCCGUGUGUUGAGCUGGGUGAUGUUGUUGACACUCACCUUUCACUCACUGACUGUCGGUCUUUCUGUCUUGUCCGUCUUUCCAUGUUCCAAAUUUUCUGUGUACUCAAGGAAGGUAGUUCAAAAAUAGAGCUUGGUCUGGUCAUCUUCCCCCGCCCUCCCCAC